Messenger RNA from Asparagus officinalis (garden asparagus), 1196 nucleotides. RefSeq lists its product as uncharacterized. The transcript has 2 exons. Lineage: Eukaryota; Viridiplantae; Streptophyta; Magnoliopsida; Asparagales; Asparagaceae. Gene Ontology annotation, cellular component: membrane. The record is from RefSeq and is a predicted model, not a curated record. Gene Ontology annotation, biological process: lipid metabolic process. Gene Ontology annotation, molecular function: oxidoreductase activity, acting on the CH-CH group of donors. The coding region runs from base 69 to 1025 and encodes 318 amino acids.
CACCUCGAGCUCAAAUCCCGCUUCAACCAAAUCGCAGUCAGCGCUCUCUCAUUCUCCCAAAAACCCAAAUGGGUUCUCUCAAAAACGCCAUCAUCGCCAUCCUCGUCCCUCUCCCCUCGAUCGUCUUCUACCUCUGCUUCCUCAACAGCAGCCCAUUUCCUCUCCCCUCCAACCUCCAUCAAUGGUGCACCGACCGCCCCCUCCUCCUCGCGAACAUCCUCUUCUUCCUCAACGUCAACCUCCUCUUCUGGCUCAUCGGCCUCCUCCUCUCUAACCACUGGAUGAUCGACCUCUACUGGACCGUGAUCCCCGUAAUGCUGGCCCAUUACUACGAAGCCCACCCGAAAGCAGAGCCCAGUGGGCUGAGGUCGAGGGUGUCGGUUCUGUUGACGUGGGCUUGGAGUUUGAGGCUGACGCAUAGCUAUUUCAGGAGGGAGAAGUGGGAGUGGGGAGCGAGGGAGGACUGGAGGUUUAGUGAUAUGAGGAGGCGGCAUGGGAAGCAGUGGUGGUGGAUUUCUUUUUUCGCUGUUUAUUUGUCCCAGCAGGUUUUUCUGAUGGGUAUUUGCUUGCCAAUGUAUGCUAUCCACUCGAGCAACAAACCUUGGGACACUUGGGAUUUCAUCGCCACAAUCACCUGCAUAACUGGAAUCAUUGUUGCCUACUUUGCAGACACUCAACUGUAUAAUUUUGUCCAAAGGAAUGAAUCCUUAAAAGAACAAGGAGCCCCUAUUCUGCUCAAUCUCGAUAAAGGAUUAUGGGGAUACUCUCGUCACCCAAACUAUGUCGGAGAGCAAUUGUGGUGGUGGGGUCUAUUUAUGUUUGCGUGGAAUGUGGGCUACGGAUGGAUGUUUUGGGGCCCACUUGUGAAUAGCAUGUGUUUGGCUUAUGUCACGCUGCUGGUUGAACAAAAGAUGUUGAAAAAGGAGUACAGAGCUGAAGCCUAUAGGCAGUAUCAAAAGACUACGUCGGUGUGGAUCCCUUGGUUUAGGUUUUCUAUUGGAGGGAGCAAGCAGAAGAAGGGCUAAGGUUUGGUAAUCCUAUAAUUCUUCUGUUCUUUUAUAUGUUCAUGUUCUUUGGUGAUGCAUGUUGUUGGAAUGUACUAUUCUCUGUUUUACAUAAUGAUGAUUAAGGAUGUGUUUCCAAUAUCACUAAGACUUGUUGUACUUUUUUAAGUAACAUAUUAGCGUUCACUACAA